Molecule: messenger RNA, 1241 nt
Organism: Aplysia californica (California sea hare)
Lineage: Eukaryota; Metazoa; Mollusca; Gastropoda; Aplysiida; Aplysiidae
Product: phosducin-like protein 3
Exons: 6
Coding region: 131-850 (239 amino acids)
Biological process (GO): protein folding
Cellular component (GO): cytoplasm
Source: RefSeq, a predicted model, not a curated record
AGUACCCCCCUUCCCUUCUACUUCCGUGUCAUAGUUGGCAUUGAACAGAAUAGAGAAGGCGUGACUUUUCAUUUCACCAACAGUCUCUAAGAUAUUGUUUUGAGUCCUAACUGUGCUUCCCAUUACCAAUAUGCAGAACCAAUAUGAAGACACUGAGUGGAAUGAUGCCCUCCGCCGACACAACAUCAUCCCACAGCUUGAGAAAGAAGUCACAGAGGAAGACAUUGUGGACUUGGUGGAGCAAACAGUGGAAUCGAAAUCACAAGGAAAGAGCCUUGGUGAUAUGACAUAUGAUGAACUGAAUGAGAGAGAAGAUGAUAUUGAUGAGGAAGAUGAAAGGAUGUUUGAACAGUACAGACGCCAGAGAAUGGCGGAAAUGAGGGCAGCCCAGAUGAAGGCGCGGUUCGGUGACGUCGGGGAGAUUAGCAAAGCCGAUUAUGUUUCAGAGGUCAACAAUGCUGGGGAGGGGAUAUGGGUGGUGCUGCACAUUUACAAGGAUGGAAUCCCAAUCUGCAAGCUAGUCAACAAUCAUAUCACGAACCUGGCCCGCAAGUUCCCACAGACAAAGUUCCUCAAGAGUGUGUCCUCUGUGUGCAUACCCAACUACCCGGACAAAAACCUGCCAACAAUAUUUGUCUAUUUGGAAGGAGAUCUGAAAAAGCAGUGGAUUGGUCCAAUUGCAUUAGGAGGAAUGAAUCUGAAACAAGAUGAGCUGGAGUGGAUGCUAGCACAGGUGGGAGCCGUGGAGUCGGAUAUUGAGAAGCCCGAGCGGCCCGAGGUGAAGGAUGUCAUGAAUAUGGCCAUCAGACAAAGCAGGAUAGACAAUGAGGAUGACGACGAUAGUGACUGAUGUGGUGUGAACGUAUCGUCUAAUGUGUGUGUGUGAGUGUGUGCCUUUCCUGUGCAUGAAUCCAUCUUUCGCUGUGUGUGGUCUCUCAAAGGAAAUAAGUAUGGCUUAGACCGCAGAAGUUUAAAGUGCAUUAGUUUGCGUAUAUUUAUUAUUAUUGAGGUCAUAUAUUCUUCUUUUCGGCUGUGUUAAUCUACUGGUCAUAUUUUUUUUCUAUCACUUGUAAUAUGUUGCAAGGAAAAGAUGAAUCCUAGUUUGUGUUCUACACUUUACGUAGACUACAUUUGAUAAAAUAAGCGUUGAAGGAAAUGUAGAGAUGUUUGUGUUUCUUUGUCAGUGAUACAUAACCUGGAACGCAGGUUGGUCUGUUGCAGCAAUUUCACAUCUUUGUCUU